Molecule: messenger RNA, 3627 nt
Organism: Ustilago hordei
Lineage: Eukaryota; Fungi; Basidiomycota; Ustilaginomycetes; Ustilaginales; Ustilaginaceae
Exons: 1
Coding region: 1-3627 (1208 amino acids)
Biological process (GO): RNA 3'-end processing
Molecular function (GO): nucleotidyltransferase activity
Source: RefSeq, a predicted model, not a curated record
AUGCAUGCGCCAACAACAGCCCAGAGCGCGCCCAGACGGCGUAGUCGAUCCCAGGACGCAGCUUCUUCCUCGAGUUUGCCAGCCCUUGGAUCGUUGAGAGAUAGCAGCGCCACCUCGGGACGCAAGGUACCUACUAGCCAGGCUCUGGCCUCCAACUCGACCUUGUCGUCAGAGCAGUCUGCCUCUGGUUCCCGCUCCCUGUCGGCCAGCUCGGCCAACUCCAAUGCCUCUGAUCCCCUUGCGUCCCAGCCACACUCUCCUGCCGCGCGCAGACAUAGCGCAGCUAGGUCAGAAGCCUCGGCCAAGAUGAAAGCCACCCUUUCCGCCGCGUCCUCUGAAAAAGCCUCAUCUCAGCGAGCCACUGAGCGCUCUUCGCCCGCAGCUCUGCAGGCCUCCAGCUUGAACCAGGAUCGAGCAACGACCAGCGCGACGCACCCAUCCUCGACCUCAACUACGCCCCACCGCCGCACAGCUGCGCCAGACAGCAGCCAGUUUCGACCCUCCGUCAAGCGAUCGACGACCCUGGACGACUCUUUAUCAGGCCACCCUAUCAACGCUUUCAGAACGGAAGCAGCCAACUUGCCCGCCAUUCCUGUACAGGCGUACGCAGCUCCGAACACCCAUCUCAAAGGCCUUGACACGAACACAAACCAUCCCAAUUCGCAUUCUCACACAGCUGCCCAUCUGCCGCCCCAACUGAGCGCCACUUCCGCUCCCUUCAUGACAUCUCCCUCACGCUCUGCGCCCUCGCCUGCCUUGCAUCAUCCUUCGAAUACAGGCACGAUCACGACGCCUUCUGCCUCGCCAAAUGGUCGGAACCGAUCUCAAACUGCCGCUAUCGCCAAUGGCGCUUCAGCGCAUUCUGCCAGCUACGCUACCAACGGAUCCAACGUCUCCUACCACGGCUCCCGCAGCAUGCGCACCAGUCCGCAAAUGCGCGCUUUGCCGCACCAAAACCACGUGCAGACCUCCAAUUUGCAGACUCUGGGAGCCAGCAUGAUGGCUUCCGCCCCUAGCUCCGUCUACGGUGUAAGUCACAACGCAAGCGGCGCCACUGCUGGAGCCGCAGCCACAAGUCCUGGCCCCAACCAUUCGCACUCCGGUCCACAUUGGGAGCGUCACACGACCGAGUUGACCAACUGCAUCGUCGCCUUCCUCUCGCCCAUCCUACCUACUGAAGAGGAGUACAGGAUCAAGGAGGCAACCCGACGUCAGCUUGAGAGACUCUCCAACCGUGUCAGUCCGGGUGCUAAGCUCCUCGCCUUUGGAAGUAUGGCCAACGGAUUUGCACUGCGCAACUCGGACAUGGAUCUCUGCUGUCUCAUGGGUAAGGGCGAUGAUGGCCAUCCCACCACGCAGCAUACUGCUUCCGAGCUUGUAGAGAUUCUCGGUCAGCUCAUUCGUGAGGAAACCGAUUUCAAUGUGAUGCCGUUGCCCAAGGCGAGGAUCCCGAUCAUCAAGAUCAACCGCUCACCUACCGCCGAUCUGCCUUACGAGAUUGCAUGUGAUAUCGGCUUCGAAAACCGUCUGGCGCUCGAGAACACACGUCUCUUGCUCAGCUAUGCCAUGGUGGACCCGCCUCGUCUGCGUACGCUUGUGCUCUUUGUCAAGGUGUGGGCGAAGCGCAGGAAGCUUAAUUCGCCCUACAUGGGCACCCUUUCGUCCUACGGUUAUACACUCCUGGUGCUUUUCUUCCUUGCACACGUCAAGAAGCCUGCGGUUCUGCCCAACCUUCAGCGGAUGCCUCCAACGCGUCCCAUGGAGCCCGAAGAGAUGGUGCUCAACGGCAACAACAUCUACUUUUACGAUGACGUUGCAGCACUUCGCAAGGAGUGGAGCUCACAGAACACGGAGAACGUCGGUGAACUUCUCAUCCACUUCUUCCGCUACUUCUCCAAGGAAUUCAGUUACAGUCGCGAUGUCAUCAGUCUCAAGUCAGAGACAGGUCUGGUGUCGAAGGAUAGCAUGGACUGGAAUGCAGAGCUUUGUAUCGAGGAUCCCUUCCAGAUGGGCUACAAUGUGUCACGAACCGUCACCAAGGACGGUCUGUACACCAUUCGCGGCGAAUUCAUGCGUGCCAGUCGCAUCUUGACUAAUACUCGCGGUCAAAAGGUCUCGGCUCUCAUUGCCGAGCUGACGGAUGAGCGUGAGGACAGCCUCAGCCGCGCACCAGAUGGCCCCGGUACCAUGCAGCGCAACCCCUAUCAUCCCCACCUUGGUGUUGGUGGAGCAGGUGGCACCAGCUUCUAUGGUUCAGGAAGCAACGGAACGCGUCACUAUCGUGAUACCUAUGGCACCAACAGACGCUACGAUGUGUCCAACAUCAGCGGCUACGGAGGCAGCUUCGCGUUUGAGCAGAUGGCUCGCGGCUUGAGUCAAGGUGUUGCAUAUCCUCCAACGGCUGCUAUGCUCGCACCGUUGUCGCGUACACAUGGCCUGAGUCCCAAACCGCAAGCUCCCCGCUUUGCCUCGGCGAACACACAGGGCGGAGAUGGAGGAACUCCAUUCAGUUCUGCUCAGAGUGACUCGGGAGGAUAUGCUCCAUUGGACUUUACACGUGUCAGCAUUGGACAUGCUUCAGCUCGCACUUCGCCCUCGUUCAAGCAUGCUGUGCCGAGCGGAUUCUCCUCUGCCAAUGGCAUGGGGGCACAAGAGGCCUUCGCUUAUGGCGCCGAGAUCAGCUUUGGGGUUCCUUCUGUUUCGUCGACGCGAGACGAUCUAGACAGUACACCACGCAGCAAGACGUCGCGCUCCUUCUCCGAGACACUGAACCGAUCCAAAUCGCUUCUCAGGGCUGGUGCGAUGGCCAACGGGCACCGAGUACAGCAGGUCGCUGAUGGAACUGGAAACGCGACGCCGCCUGCAUCUGCUUCCCUUGCACCUCAUGCAAGCAUCCCAACACCGGCUCGAGCCACCUUCUACGGGCCAGGGUCGCCCCUGCCACUUGCCCCUGCGACGCUCUCGGUUCAGCAGGCAGGCUCAGCAUCGGGACGAGGCUUGCGCAGACUGUCCAACUCGAGUCAUGCUUCCUCAUCAGCUCACUUUGACAGUAACAGUGCCAGUACCUUGCACUGCUCAUCUGCAAGCUCGCCGUGGUCGCUUGGACCUGCAGUGGUCGAUGGUCGACGUCCUUCUCACCACCAACAGCAGGCAGAUACACAUGCUCUGGUGCAAGAGUACCUCCGUGGGGCGGCGCAGCUGGGUGCUGACCCCAUGCUGUCCAUUGAUGCUGACAAGCUGGGUUUGCGCUCACAAGAUUAUGCUUUGGUCGAUGAGCAGGACGAUGAAGAUAGUCGCAACCAGCACGAGACGGGCUCUGUGAUCAGUGAAGGAACACUCGACGAGCUUGCACGACUGUCUGAGCUCGAUGAUGCUGACUCGACAGCAUCGCCUGAUUGGCGAGCUGUUGAUGCGUCUUCGCAGCAGAAUCAGCAGCACUCCUCAAGCCAAGGUGGUGAGAGCGAGGGCGGAAAGACGCCCUCCUCGCUUCGACUUCCGGAAUCUAUCCUACAACAAGCCAAGUUGCGUCGCAAGGCGCAGCCGCAUGCCGUCGCUGCAGCUGCGGCGACGGCAGCCGCUAGCAGUGGUAUUGCGAGAAAGGAUAGAGAAAACAGCGCGGCAGACUGA